Sinocyclocheilus anshuiensis is the source of this 1309-nucleotide messenger RNA. RefSeq names its product neuroligin-1-like. The record is from RefSeq and is a predicted model, not a curated record. Lineage: Eukaryota; Metazoa; Chordata; Actinopteri; Cypriniformes; Cyprinidae. The transcript is spliced from 6 exons. Bases 461 to 1309 code for a protein of 282 amino acids.
CCCAGAUGCUUCUUGCUUGAGCUUUUCCUUCGUUUGGAUUGUAUUUUUCCCUCCUCCUGCCGUCAUUAGUGGGAGACGCACUCUGGAAAUGUAGGGAAUGGCAAAGAGUAUUGGAAAUAGAGCUUCAUGCAGGAUAUAGACCAACUACUGCACCGGGCUUGAUUUAUCUGUGGACAACCUGCCGCAAAUGCCUCCCCCACCCCUGCCCCGUACAUAGCCAGGAUGGAAAGCUUCGUUGUCAAUAGGAUGGGACCUGACGAAUAGCUGGCCUUGAUCAAGAUGUUGCUCGGAUCCGUAUUUAAAUCCAUGUGGGAAUACUUGCCAUGCAAAGAGGCUUUGAGAUUUUUGACAGCUUCGCUCUCGGAACAUCUGGCACCUUGGGUUUGAUCUUUUCUUUCGUGCAAGUGGAUAUAAACUAGUACAUCCGCUCUUUGCGGGACUAGCGUGAAGAGGAUUGAACAUGCCCUUCCAACAGCCAAACCGCCUGGCCGGUGUCUGGAGGCCCAUGUGUCCGCGGCUAGGCCUCAGUGCUAGCCUGGAUCUGCCGUUCUUGUGUUGGAUAUUAGGCUUGGCCCUGCACACCCAGCUGGCAACCUCGCAAAAACUGGACGAAACGGACCCCGUUGUCACUACAACUUACGGCAAACUGCGGGGAUUCAAAAAGGAACUCAACAAUGAGAUUCUGGGGCCUGUCAUCCAGUUCCUGGGUGUCCCCUACGCAGCACCUCCCACAGGCGAAAGGCGCUUCCAACCGCCCGAGCCGCCUGUUUCAUGGUCAGAUAUCCGUAACGCAACUCAGUUUGGCCCCGUAUGUCCCCAAACCCUGCUGGAGGGCAGGCUACCGGACGUUAUGCUGCCGGUUUGGUUCACUAACAGUGUUGAAGUGGUCUCGUCUUACGUACAGCACCAGAGCGAGGAUUGCUUAUUCUUAAACAUAUACGUGCCAAUGGAGGAUGUAAAAAGAAUAUCCAAGGAAUGUGCCAGAAAACCCGGCAAGAAAAUUUGUAGAAAAGGAGGUCCUCUUUCAAAGAAACAGAAUGAUGAUUUAGCUGAUAAUGACGGUGCUGAGGAUGAAGACAUUCGUGAAAGUGGGAGCCCCAAACCGGUGAUGGUUUUCAUUCAUGGAGGAUCGUAUAUGGAAGGAACAGGAAAUAUGUUUGACGGAAGCAUCUUGGCCAGUUACGGCAACGUCAUCGUCAUAACCGUAAACUAUCGGCUUGGUGUGCUCGGCUUGUCUGGGGUUCGCCUAAGCUCCGGAGCAGCCUCUGGGAAAGGUGCUGUAAUGGUGAGGGGACCUAAUGGAUUAUAG